AUAGAUUUCCCGCUCUCACCGCUGGGCGGGGCGGGUGUGUGGCCCCUGCAUUGCCGUCCGCAUUGCGGGUGGUGGUUCGACGCGUCACGCAACAUCAAGUCUUCUCUAUCUUGCGGAAGCCAGGGUAGCACCACGAUCCAGCAGUAUACCCCUCAGGGUGCAUAUGCCGGCGGCCGUCGUACAUGAUGAGUUAUGCCGUCUGCUAGGGAAAGAACAUAGACAGACGACGAGUAUCUUUCCCAACCCGGUGUAAUAAGCCGCCAGUGCACACACCCGCGGCACAACCCACAUAGAUUAGCGCCUGGGGUUCUUCGCGCAGGAUACGAACGUCAAGGAUAUGCAAUGGGGGGGGGGGGGCGUUCCCGUUCCCGCGCACGGCACGACACGACACGACCCGCGUCUCGCGCAUGACGAUCCCCCAGGGCGAGGAAGCGCUGCCGCUGCCAAGUGCUGCUUGCGGCUUAGUCUUCCCGCGAUGGAUGGCUUCAGCCGACGCGGGCGGAGAGGUGCUUGUCAACGUCGCAGACUUGCAGCCACCAAAUGCAAAGAGCUCAACGCGGAGGGCGCUCUGACAGAAAGAUUGAGAGAGAGAGAGAGAGAGAGAAAGAGAGAGAGAGAGGUCGCCCUCCGAACCCCAGCAACGGAUAGACGGCUUGGGUGUCGAUGACCCGGCUUGGGUGUCAAUAUGUGAUGACGCAUCAUGGUAUUGGAUGGAACUUGACUUGAGACUUGGAGGCAAAAUGCGUAGGUAGGGUACAGUAAUAACUGCCCUCAUACUCACGCCUCGUCUCUGGUGAGACCCGUGGCAGGUUCAACUCACCAGAUUCCAGUUCUUGGAAAUAGUACCAUUGCUGAGUUUUGAACAUUAUCCUCUUUGACGGAGAUUUCGCAUCUCCUUCACGUAUCAGUUCAAGUUUUACAAGGCCAAUUGUCCGUCAUGCAUCUCCCUACGCUGGACCUGUCUUCCUUUCAUCACGGCAGCGACGCCGAGCGAAAGAGACUCGCGGAAGACCUGGUCCAAAGCUUCAAGGACCACGGCUUCGUGAAGCUGGUCAACCACGGCGUCCCCGAGGAUGUCGUCAGGCAGUACAUGAAGGCUGCAGUCGACUUCUUCGCGCUGCCGACUGACGUCAAGAUGAGGAUCGCCAACGCCAGGGGACCCGAGCCUCAGCGCGGGUUCAGCUGGGUCGGCGCCGAGCAGACGUCCAAGCUCAGAAAGGAGAAUCUCCAGGGGCAAGAAUCAUGGGACGAGCUCACCGACGCGCGAGAGCACUUUGACGCCGGACCGCCGGGCGACGCGCAGUAUCCCAACAAGUGGCCGACGGAGAGCGAGCUGCCCGGCUUCCGCACGCUGAUGGAGGCUUGCUACGGCCAGUUCCAGGGCAUCUGCAUCACCCUCAUGGAGGCCAUCGAGGUCGGCCUCGGCCUCCCGCCGGGCGUCAUCGUCGAGCGGUGCCAGCCGGCGUCGAGCGAGCUGCGCCUCAACCACUACCCGCGCACCGACCUGAGGAAGCUCGCCGAGGGCAAGGUGAAGCGGACCUGGCCGCACACCGACUUUGGCAUCAUCACCCUCCUCUUCCAGGACGCCAUCGGCGGGCUCGAGCUCGAGGACCGCAGGAACCCGGGGACGUUUGCGCCCGUGUGCCCGGGGAGCGCCGACGGGCCGACGGAGAUGGUGGUCAACAUCAGCGACACGUUCCAGCGCUGGACAAACGGCGACGUCAUGGCCGGCGUCCACCAGGUGACGGUCCCGCCGGCGCUGAGGGGGCUCGAGGACGGGGAGUGCCCGGAGCGGUACUCGGGCAUCUUCUUCUUCAAGGCGCACAGGAGCAUGUCCGUGGGGCCGCUGCCGCACUUUGUCACAAAGGACAAGCCGGCCCUGUAUGACGAGAUUGACGCGUUGGAGUUUCAGCGCCGCAUGACCAAGAUACUAUACUAGGGGUGUUUUCCCUUCUUUUUUUUUCUGGAUCGAGAAAAGGUCGAGUAGAAAUAGAUUAUAUUCGUUUUGGU
Molecule: messenger RNA, 2010 nt
Organism: Purpureocillium takamizusanense
Lineage: Eukaryota; Fungi; Ascomycota; Sordariomycetes; Hypocreales; Ophiocordycipitaceae
Exons: 3
Coding region: 938-1939 (333 amino acids)
Molecular function (GO): dioxygenase activity
Source: RefSeq, a predicted model, not a curated record